GCGCUCAGAGCGCGGGCCGCCAGCUCGGCUCCUCCAAGCCCCCGGGCCCGGGGACCGCAGGACCGCGAGGGGAGCGCCCGGCCCACCCACGUGGCCGCGCUCACGUGGGCCGCGCGGCCGCAGGCGGUGGAAAUCGGCAUGGCAGUGCAGCAGAGCAGAAAUCUUAGAGAAAUAUGAAGUCCUUAACCAUCUGGAACUCAGAAACUCAUUCGAGGCUGACUGUGGUUUCUAGAACAUCCAGGUGUUCUGCAGAUGUGAGAAUUUAUCCUGCACUCACCAGCUGGAGUCCUGAACAGAUGCAAGGCUUGUGCUUCGGCUCUAACAUCCCUGAGCACAGAGGGGUCAUUUUCUAGGUGGCCAAAGAGCAGUUGUUGACACUGAUGUCUGGUUGCCGUGCACAACCAGGGACCCUACAGAGCUGCAGUGGGGAAAGCCAGAUUCGAGGCUGCAAGUUUCCUGACUCUUCUGAAUUAGGAUUCCAGAUGGGGGCCCCAUUUCUGUAGCCCCCACCACCCCUCUAGGCACCACCACCACCGCCACCACUGCCACCACCACCACCACCACCAGCAGCAGCAGUAUCUUCUUGCAAACUCCACUACUGCUCUCCAGGGACUCCCGGCAUUGAAAGUGAGCAGAAGGGAGCUCUUAGAGAAGUCUCUAGCUGUGGCCCACCAUCACUCCAGACACCCAGAAUCCUCCCUUUACCACCAUGGGCUGGCUUUUUCUAAAGGUUUUGUUGGUGGGGGUGAGUUUCUCGGGAUGUCUUUAUCCUCUUGUGGAUUUUUGCUUCAGUGGGGAAACAAGAGGCCAGAAACCGAAUUUCGUGAUCAUUUUGGCGGAUGACAUGGGGUGGGGUGACCUGGGAGCAAACUGGGCAGAAACGAAGGACACUGUCAACCUUGAUCAGAUGGCUGCAGAAGGAAUGAGGUUUGUGGAUUUCCACGCAGCCGCCUCCACCUGCUCGCCCUCCCGGGCCUCCCUGCUCACCGGGCGGCUGGGCCUCCGCCAUGGAGUCACCCACAACUUUGCAGUCACCUCUGUGGGCGGCCUUCCACUCAACGAGACCACCUUCGCCGAGGUGCUGCAGCAGGCUGGCUAUGUCACUGCAAUGAUAGGCAAAUGGCAUCUUGGGCACCACGGCUCUUAUCACCCCAACUUCCGUGGUUUUGAUUACUACUUUGGAAUCCCAUACAGUCACGAUAUGGGCUGCACGGAUACCCCCGGCUACAACCACCCUCCUUGUCCGGCAUGUCCACGGGGUGAUAGACCACUCAGGAACCUUGAGAGGGACUGUUACAAUGAUGUGGCCCUUCCUCUGUAUGAAAACCUCAACAUCGUGGAGCAGCCCGUGAACCUGAGCAGCCUUGCACAGAAGUAUGCCGAGAAAGCUACCCAGUUCAUCCAGCAUGCAAGCGCCAGUGGAAGACCCUUCCUGCUCUACGUGGGCCUGGCCCACAUGCACGUGCCCUUAUCCAGGACCCAGCUAUCAGCAGACGCGCAGGGCCGAGGGCCGUAUGGUGCAGGUCUCCGGGAGAUGGACAGCCUGGUGGGCCAGAUCAAGGGCAAAGUCGACCACACAGCAAAAGAAAACACAUUCCUCUGGUUUACAGGAGACAAUGGCCCAUGGGCUCAGAAGUGUGAGCUGGCGGGCAGCGUGGGUCCCUUCACUGGAUCGUGGCAAAGUCAUCAAGGGGGAAGUCCAGCCAAGCAGACCACCUGGGAAGGAGGACACCGGGUCCCGGCUCUGGCCUACUGGCCUGGCAGAGUCCCCAUCAAUGUCACCAGCACUGCUUUGUUAAGUGUGCUGGACAUCUUCCCCACCGUGGUGGCUCUGGCUGGGGCCAGCUUGCCCCGCGACCGGCACUUUGAUGGUCUGGACGCCUCUGAGGUGCUCUUUGGUGGGUCGAAGACUGGGCACAGGGUGCUGUUACACCCCAACAGCGGGGCAGCAGGAGAGUACGGGGCCCUUCAGACUGUCCGCCUGGAGCGUUACAAGGCCUUCUACACCACUGGUGGAGCCAAAGCCUGUGAUGGGAGCAUUGGGCCCGAGCAGCAUCAUGAGCCUCCUCUUAUUUUUAAUCUAGAAGAUGAUAUUGCAGAAGGUGUGCCUCUAGAAAGAGGCAGUGCCGAAUACCAGCGCACACUGCCCAAGGUUAGAGAGGUCCUUGCGGACAUCCUUCAAGACAUCGCUGCCGACAACAUCUCCAGAGCGGAUUACACUCAGGAUCCUUCAGUAAUUCCCUGCUGCAAUCCCCACCAGACUGCCUGCCGCUGCCAAACUACCCAACAGACCGAUUUUUCCAUGAGCAGAAAGAUCCAGAAAUGAGAUGGGGCAAGUUUACCCCCCAACUUCAGUUUUACCCUCUUUAGAGUUAUGCUUUCAAACUAAGUCUCAGAAUUUUGUUUUGAGGCCACCACUUGGCGCCCCCCAUUGUCCCUUCUGCCUGCUGGCUUGAGAGAUCAGCUGUGCUGAGCUGUAAUGGAAAGCACACGGGCUUUGAGUCAGACCAGGUUCAAGGCCCAGCAUCCAAACCUGGGCAAUUGUUUAACAUAACCUGCAAGCUGAUUUUGAGGAUUACCUAAGGCAGUACAUGAACAUGCCUGGCACGCUGCGUGAAGUAGAGCAGGCAUUCAAUACAUUUUAGGUUUUCUUUUUUUUUUUAGCACUUCGGUUCCUUUUAUCUUUUUUUUGACGAAGAUUGGCCCUGCGCUAACAUCUGUUGCCAAUCUUCCUCUUUUAUUUCUUUUUUCUCCUGAUAGCCCCAGCACACAGUUGUGAUCAUAGUUGUAGAGUUGUAGCUCUUCUAUGUGGGACGCUGCCUCAGCAUGGCUUGAUGAGCAGUGAGUAGGUCCACGCCCAGGAUCCGAACUGGUGAACCCCAGGCUGCCGAAGCGGAACACAUGAACUUAACCACUAUGCCACCUGGCCAGCCCCAGGUUUGUUUUUUAACGUGCCCAGUUUUGCUGGUCAGUUUAGCAUAGAUUCAUUCCAACUGGUGUCUAGAGCAGGGCUUCCCCAUCUUUAACACGCAUUCAAAUCACCUGGAUCUUGUGACAAUGCAGAUUCUGACUCAGUGGGUCUGGGGUGGGGCCUGAGAGCCUCCAUUUCUACAAAGUUCUCCACGGACACCUUGAGUACAGGGUAUUGACUAGAUAGUCAGACCUGUUUCCAGGUCUCAGAGCAGAAGAGCCCACAGAUAACUCCAUGGCCCUACCCACCUCCCCUCACCCCCUUUUAAAGGUCAAAUGGCUGUAUUUUAAAGAUUUUAGGAGUUCUUCCUGCUUCCUAAAACCACGAAGAAAUAAAUUUUUAAAGCCUCAAAAAU
Messenger RNA from Diceros bicornis minor, 3326 nucleotides. RefSeq names its product arylsulfatase G (gene ARSG). The coding region runs from base 710 to 2326 and encodes 538 amino acids. The transcript has 12 exons. Lineage: Eukaryota; Metazoa; Chordata; Mammalia; Perissodactyla; Rhinocerotidae. Gene Ontology annotation, molecular function: arylsulfatase activity. The record is from RefSeq and is a predicted model, not a curated record.